This is a messenger RNA of Trachymyrmex septentrionalis, 598 nucleotides long. RefSeq lists its product as uncharacterized. The record is from RefSeq and is a predicted model, not a curated record. NCBI's taxonomy places the organism in Eukaryota, Metazoa, Arthropoda, Insecta, Hymenoptera, Formicidae. Bases 15 to 386 code for a protein of 123 amino acids. The transcript has 3 exons.
GCGAGGCCGUGAAAAUGACAGAUCUUGCUCGAUUUCUGCUGCCAAUCUGCCGUCAGGUUACGUCAACAAACUCUACUCGGUUUCUGCUCACGAUCUGUUGUCAGGGUAUGUAUAACCCUAUCGAAGAAGGGGGCAUAUCGGGGGACGGGCCAGACCCCCUAGUGUCUGCGACAGACUCUCCUUCGGGAAUCGGAUCCCUUAGAAACGAGCUGAAGCUGGACACGAGGAGGCCGGAUAGAAUGCUGCACACGAGCCCAGGUCCCCCUGACCAACGCCCAAGGCGGAACACUCGGGAAAUUUUAGUGGGUGCAAGUCCCAUACAACCUUCCGCCUCUUCCCUGGGAAACAGGCGUAGGCAUUUCCUCCCCAUUAUAAAAAAAAAGUAAUAUCGUCUUUGAAUUCGAUCGUUCUAUAUCUCCGUGAGCAGUCUAAAUGCUAUGAAACAAAAGGACAGACAUAAUGGUAGACAAAUUGAAAUGUGCAACCUGGGCUCCAGGCUUGAUCUGCAAAAAUCUUAAAAAAUAUUAAUCGCGAACGCACGACAAAGUUGCACCACGCUCAUAAGUGUGAUCGCAGUUUACAUUUAGUAAAUACUCAA